This is a messenger RNA of Cyprinodon variegatus (sheepshead minnow), 1851 nucleotides long. It is a transcript of the gene pomk, whose product is annotated as protein-O-mannose kinase. The coding region runs from base 115 to 1146 and encodes 343 amino acids. The transcript is spliced from 3 exons. Gene Ontology annotation, cellular component: endoplasmic reticulum membrane. Gene Ontology annotation, biological process: protein O-linked glycosylation; carbohydrate phosphorylation; protein phosphorylation. NCBI's taxonomy places the organism in Eukaryota, Metazoa, Chordata, Actinopteri, Cyprinodontiformes, Cyprinodontidae. The record is from RefSeq and is a predicted model, not a curated record. Gene Ontology annotation, molecular function: protein kinase activity; ATP binding; carbohydrate kinase activity.
CCUCGAGCAAGAAGAAGAAGGGGAUGGCGAGGGAAAUGAAGUGAAAUGAAGAAGCUUAACUGUCACUUUAUGUUCUUCAAUACGUUCAGGAUCAGCUUCUGAGAAUCAAGUAUCAUGGGCCGCCACAGCAGCAGUUUUAACUCCUUUGUCUUUCCUGUUGUAAUGGGAUGUCUUGCUGCGUUGAUGCUUAGCAGCGCCUUGAUAUACUUGUAUCUGGAAGGUGUGUAUCAGUCAGAUGAGAAGCUAGUGAGUACCCAUGCUGGCUGUCUCUCUCAACACUUUAAACUGCCAUCAAUGGAAAACUGUAGCAAAUGGCUCCAGUGUUCACAGAUCAAAUCAGAAGUGCACAAGGUGAAGCUGAUUGGCCAGGGAGCUGUAAAGAAGGUUUACCUGGCAGAUUGGAAAGGUCAUAAGGUUGCUUUAUCUGAGCUAGCCUCUCUAGAAUACAGAGAAGACUUUCUUCAUGGACUUUCAAUGUUACAGGCCCUUCAAGACUCACUUGUGGUGCAGCUGGUUGGGUUCUGUCUGGAAAACAACUCAAUCAUUACUCAGCACCACCCACAUGGGUCAUUGUUGAAUCUGGAAAAUGUUCUGGCGCAGCCAAAGUACCAGCAUCUAAACACUUGGCACAUACGGCUAAGACUGGCCACAGACUACGUCUCCAUUCUCCACUACCUGCAUAACAGCCCUGCUGGAAGAAGAGUGAUGUGUGACUCGAACAGCUUGGAGAAAACCCUUUCCCAGUUCCUGCUGACGAAUGACUUCCAUGUGGUGAUAAAUGACCUAGAUGCGCUGCCUGAAGUAAAUCCAUCUGGGGGCAUGUUAGUGAAAUGCGGCAGCCGAGAGCUCACUGGACACUUUGUAGCCCCAGAGCAGCUUUGGCCUUUCAUAGACGAUGAGCAGCCAUUCUCAGAUGAUCUAAUGCCACCAUAUGAUGAAAAGACAGAUAUCUGGAAGAUUCCAGAUGUGACACAGUUCAUAAUGGGAAGGACUCCAGGAGGAGAUCUAGUACAUUUUCAUCUUUUUCAGAUCCAUAAGGAAUGCAAAAAUGUAUUGCCUAGGUUACGACCUUCUGCUUUUGAUGUUUUGAAGACAUAUAAAUCAGUCUAUGGUGCCGUUGUUAGAGAAAACAGAGAUAUGCUCUAGAAAGACGUUUUAUUAAUUAAAUAAACAGAAAAGACUGCAUGAACUUUUGUUUGAAAGACUUGUGGUUGAAUGUGAUCUGGGUUAGUAAUAAGUGUAACUAAGCCUCUUUAUUUAGACAACAUUUUAAAAGAAUGCUGCUCCAGAAAGAUCAUUUAAGUACACAUCAGAGAAUCUAUUUGGUUUUCUAUUAAAUGUAAUGUUUUUGUAUUUCCUGAAACACAGAUGAGUAGGAAGUGAGGAUUUAUUUUUCAAAGAGGAGCUAUCACCAAGUGAUAUAUUAUUUGCUGCAUAAUUGAGUUAGCAGAAAAAAUAUUUAUAGUGGAGGAAGGUCAGUCAUUUUCAAAUUCCAUCAUUCAUCUAUAUAGACAAUUUUAUAUCCACAGUAACAGAGGUGUCAUAAGUAUUAAUGUUUUUAUAUACUACUCAACUAGAAGUAGAAGUCCUACCGUUUAAAUAACUUUUGUUGAAGUUAGUCAACUUCAGCUUUUUACUCAAGUAAGAGAACCAUUUUUUUUAAAAAUACUUAAGGAAUAGAAAUAAAAGUAAUGCAGGAAAAAAGGUUAUGGACUGAUGCUUUACUGCACUAGGCCAGGGUUCCCGCGGCUCCUUAAGAAUUCUUAAAAGGCAUUGAAUUCUUCAAAAUAAAACUAAGGCCUUAAUUUGUAUUAAAAUGUCUUAAAUCAGUCUUUCGUAGGUCUUAAUUUU